AAUAAGCAUAGAAGUGGAAGGAAUAGAAGUAGAAGUCUAGAAAAACAUAGACAUAGAAGACGAGAUAGUCAUAGACAUAGACAUGAUGAAAGACGUAGAAGUAGAGACAAAUAUAGACAUGGUGAUAGACAUAGAAGUAGAAGCAGAGAUAAAUAUAGACAUGAUGAUAGACAUAGAAGUAGAAGAAAAUUAUCUUAUGAGAAAUAUGAAAAAAGGAAAUUAAGAAGUUAUAGUACUGAUUCUAUGGAAGAUAAAAAAAACGAUAAGAUAUCUUUAAAUAAUAUACAACAAUAUGAUAAUAAUAAUAGUAAUAUAAAAAAAAAUAAUAUAUAUGAAGAGGAGGAUGAGAAAUAUAAAAAUGAAGAAGAUUCAAAUAAUAGAAAGGAUGAAUGUGUUGAUAAAAAUUCAAAAGAAAAAGAUCAUGAUAACAAAAAAAA
This is a messenger RNA of Plasmodium reichenowi, 437 nucleotides long. RefSeq names its product conserved protein, unknown function. The transcript has a single exon. The record is from RefSeq and is a predicted model, not a curated record. The annotation marks the transcript as partial. Lineage: Eukaryota; Apicomplexa; Aconoidasida; Haemosporida; Plasmodiidae.